Messenger RNA from Micropterus dolomieu (smallmouth bass), 1619 nucleotides. RefSeq names its product boLa class II histocompatibility antigen, DQB*0101 beta chain-like. Lineage: Eukaryota; Metazoa; Chordata; Actinopteri; Centrarchiformes; Centrarchidae. The transcript is spliced from 5 exons. Gene Ontology annotation, cellular component: MHC class II protein complex; membrane. Gene Ontology annotation, molecular function: MHC class II protein complex binding. Bases 275 to 1012 code for a protein of 245 amino acids. Gene Ontology annotation, biological process: immunoglobulin production involved in immunoglobulin-mediated immune response; peptide antigen assembly with MHC class II protein complex; antigen processing and presentation of exogenous peptide antigen via MHC class II. The record is from RefSeq and is a predicted model, not a curated record.
UGGUCGGUGUGCCAGCGACCAGACCACAUAAUUGGCUACAACCCCUUUCUACUCCACAACAAUUCAGAGGGGAAAUGUACUUUUUAGUCGACUACAUCUAUCUGACAGCUUUGCUUACUGAUAACUUUACAGAUUAGAUUUCACAUACGAACUUUCAGCAUAAAACAGGAAAUAACUAAACAAAACCUAAAACCUUUAACAAUCUGCCUGCUACUUCACUUCCUCAUUUUCAGCGUGACCUUCCGAUUUUCUGGUUGUCUUUUCAUUUGUCACCAUGCGUAUUCACACAUUUUUACUGCUGUGUCUGCUCCUACUAUUUUCAAGAGCAGACGCUCUCUUCGGUUACUCUUUGAUGCGUUGGCAGUUUACUUCCUCUGAUGAUUGUGUUUAUCUGGGGCAAAUCUACUUUAAUAAGGUGCUUCUGGGUCAGUACAACAGCACUUUGGGAAAGUUCAUUGGCUACACGAAGAAAACCAAAGAAAUUGCAGAUGGCCUCAACAAAAACCCAGCUUAUUUGGAACAAGAAAAGCAGAAUUUGGAGCGCUGCAAAACCUACAUCUCAAUGGCAUCUGAUAACCUUUUAAAACCAGUUGAGCCCUCUGUCAGGCUGAGGUCAGUUGAAGCAGCAGGCAGCAAACAUCCUGGCAUGCUCGUCUGCAGUAUGUACGAUUUUUAUCCCAAGCAAAUCAGGGUGACGUGGCUGAGGAACGGAAAGGAGGUGACAUCUGAUGUGACGUCCACUGAUGAACUGCCCAAUGGGAAUUGGCUCUACCAGAUGCACUCCUAUCUGGAGUUUACACCCAGACCAGGAGAGAAAAUCACCUGUAUGGUGGAGCACGCCAGCCUCAUGGAGCCCAAGCUUUAUGACUGGGACCCAAAACCUGAGUCAGAGAGGAACAAGAUUGCUGUCGGGUCAGCAGGGCUACUGCUGGGUCUCGUGUUUUUUCUUCCUGGGCUGAUUUUCUACACUAAGAAGAACACCACUGGGCGGGUGUUGGUGCCAGCAAGUUAAGGUAGCCUGCCACUUUGGCUGAAAGAUUUGUAACACAAGUGGAAAUGUGAAUUGAUGAUCUGAUCAUGGAAACCAAAAUGGCAGAGAAUCGAAUGAAUGAGAAUGUUUCUAUGUUGAGAAAUUCACAAAGUUCUCUAUGAGAAAAAUAGGUUCACUCAAUUCUGGGUAGGUUUAUAGCCUGCUGUAUCUAUAGGAAUGAUUCAUGUUGUAAUGUUAACUUUAUGAAAAGCAAGCUUCAUUUUAUUUGGGGGAUAUAGUUCUAUAUAUAAUAUCUUGUCAAACCUAAAGUUUCUUUCGCACUGUACAAAUAUAUUAUGAGUUAAGAGAUCUUAUUUCCAUGUCUAAACCCUGAAAUAUUCUGGUGUUCAGAUGAUCAAAAAUGGGAAUGUUUGUUUAAUUCUGAAUGAACUUGACUUUGUCUCAAAAACCUGGACAAGAAGGCAAUAUAUGGGCUACUAUUUAAGUUAUUUAAGUACUAUGAUUUGUCCAAUACUAUACUGUCGUAAAUGUAUUUUAUUUUUUUAAUGUAUAUUUUGUUUUGGACAAUGAAGGUCUAAAGACUUGAAUGUAAACAUAUUUAAAUUAAAUUAUAAUUUGUAGCAAAGUA